AUGUCGUCCAUUGCCUUGAAGAUCAAGAUCGAGAUAUCAGGCUGGACGAGAAAGUUCAUGAAAGUACGAACGAACCAGCCAGCAAGUAAACAAGCGCAGGAUGAUUGUGGAAACAUCGCUGAGGAAACGUCGAUGGAAAAUAAAAUGUUAAUCUAUGAACCUCUAACGUCGGCGGACGGGCGCCGCGGCAAGGGCACGUGAGCACUCUCACCCCUUUCUCUACGCGCCUAAGCCAUCUCCGUUUCCACUUCGACCCGAUUCUUCAGAUCUCUAAUUCUUUGUCUUGUACUGCACACCAAGAAGUUUGGUCGGGCGAAUCUAAUGUCGGAGAGAAGUAUCGAGACAAGCGUCUGA
This is a messenger RNA of Caenorhabditis auriculariae, 354 nucleotides long. NCBI's taxonomy places the organism in Eukaryota, Metazoa, Nematoda, Chromadorea, Rhabditida, Rhabditidae. The record is from the annotation of a GenBank genome assembly.